This is a messenger RNA of Ziziphus jujuba (common jujube), 3056 nucleotides long. RefSeq names its product succinate dehydrogenase assembly factor 2, mitochondrial-like. Gene Ontology annotation, biological process: mitochondrial respiratory chain complex II assembly; protein-FAD linkage; tricarboxylic acid cycle. The transcript has 4 exons. The coding region runs from base 2406 to 2774 and encodes 122 amino acids. The record is from RefSeq and is a predicted model, not a curated record. Gene Ontology annotation, cellular component: mitochondrion. Lineage: Eukaryota; Viridiplantae; Streptophyta; Magnoliopsida; Rosales; Rhamnaceae.
CAAGAGCGUUAAGGAAAUAUGCCCACUCCAUUUUAAUCUUUCUUAUUUUACCCUCUUAUUUUUUAAUAUUUCCAAAUUAUCCCUUUUAAAUAAAAAAAAAAAUUGAGAUGAAAAACUAUUCUAUUUUUCCCCUAAAAUGGAGCACAAACAAGAAGAGGAAGAGAAAGUGAGAGAGAAUGGUGAAGUAGCUUGGGACGACCAGAAAGUUGUUCAAUAGGAGGAGUGAGUGGAGGAAGGAAGCAUCCGAGGCUCAUCAAUUAGCUCCACCACGUCCCUCCCGAUCUUGGCCUUGGAGUUGCCGCCUUUGGAUACCUGCUCGCAUCAACCAAAUGAUUUUGUUCUUUCUCUUCAGUCUCAAUACGCCAUUUCAAUCUACCCUAAUCAACCAUGGACAUGUUAUUUGUGUUAGAUGAUUAUUUUUUGUUAAUGGGUUUGGUUAUUGUUAUUUUCAUUUGAAUGGAUUUUUAUUCAUUUAUUUUUGGGGAUUGUGGUUGCACUUAUUUGUGAUCUUAUUUGGAUGAUUUGAUUUCUGGGCAUUUUGGGAUUUUAGGCCAUUUUUUUUCCCUGCGAUGCGAUUGAUUCCUAUAAUACUAUGAUAAAUUGGUGAAUACAAAUAUAAAUUACGGGGUUGACUUUGAAUCGUUUGAGCAUUUUAUUUGUGUGGGUGUGAUGUGAUGUCAUUAAUAAAAGGGAAAAAAACAAAAUAAACAGGAUGGAUAUUUAUGAGCUUCCCCAUUUUUUUUCCCCCCCUCAUUUAUAACCUAACGAUAAUAAAGAAAGUUGAGCAAUUUUGACAUAGAUUUCUUGUUGAAUCCUUGUUUAGGUUGGAAAUUUUGCUUUUGUUUUUCAUAAUGAUCAAGGAGGAUAAGGAUCUCAUGGUUCUUUGAUCUCAAGGAAAAAUAAAACUUUUAAGUAUGCUAGUUUUAAAACUGCUAGGUGGGGCAUUAACUUAGUUCCUUAUGGAUAAGCUCAAAAUGAAUGUAUUAGCCUGUAAAGAGAUUUAAAUAUGGUGUUUUCUUGAUAUUUAAAUAGAACGCUAUUCCAUGUUUUGCUUAUAGUGCAUGAUGGUGCUGACCAAAAUAAGGACAAAAGUAAUGCAUGGAAACAGAUGGUGCAACAAAAAUAGUCUAGUAAAUGUAUUAUUUAAUCUUUUAUUUUACAUUGCUAUGCUGCCUUUAUUUUCAUCCCAUUCGUUGUGAAGCAAUAAAACUUGUUGUUAAGCCGGUUAGCCAAAGAUUAGCAUCCUAUGUGAGUAGGUUGAUUUAUGAACUUUAAAUCUGAGUUUCUUGAAUUAUGUCUUCUAAUAAUUAGUUUGGUUUAGGCUAAAACCAAAACCUGGUAGGUUUGGAGACUUAUCUAACUCCUUGCUCCUUGCUCCUUUCUCCUUCUCUUUUUCUUCUUCUUCUUCUUGUCACCACUCUUCCCAUUCCUCUGCUUCUCACUAACUCUUCCCAUAUAUCCAUCUCACACAAUUAUCUUGAAAGAGAUUGCCCAUGUGUAUGGUUGAUAGAGAAGAAUAUAGGUUUUAUGGUUUAAAGGGGCUCUUGUGUUCUCAAGACUGGAAUAUUUGUUUAUUUCCGCAAAUUAAUAAUUAUAUUUCUACCAGUAUGGGAAAGUACCUUGCUAUGCUCAUCCACAUUUAUGUUUGUGUUGGGAGUUUGUAUUUUUUUCCCUUUAUUUUUGGGUGUUAGCCUUUGUUAUCUCCUUAUGUCAUAAGCAUAAAAACCUUAAAGGCUAAUUUUCUUCGUCUGCUAAAUCUCAAUGCAGUUCUACACAUUUUUGAUACAAGUCUAGUGACUUUGUCAUUACUUCCACAUUUUAUAGCAUUUUUCAGUGAUGGAGAAAUAUCUGGAACUCCUGGGACCCUUGCCACUAGAUUUCUUGCCCUUGGUAAUAUCCGAUUUAGCUAUUUUUUCUAACUUAACUGGUUGUAUCAUUGGUAGUUGCAAAUACCACAACUAUCGAUUUAAUAUUUCUUACUAACCUUAAUGUGUGUAUUUUUUGAACUAAGAGUUUUUCUCAUGCUUGCUCAAGUCACCUCAAAGCCAGUUCUACCAUGUAGCUAAAUCUUAAUACUAAACUUAUAGUACUAAGAGAAAUAACCUAAAUCUCUCCCCAAGUCACCAAUACAAGUGGGCCUACAUUACCUAGUAAAAAGUUAACCAAUAUUCAUAUAUUUUGACGUAUGUCAUACCUCUUGGUUUAUGAACAUGGACAACGGUUUAAAGACUGAAGGGGCUUUCACAUUUUCUCUCUCCUUCCCUCUCUCUCUCACAUUCUGAAAAAAUAAAAAUGGCAAGUUUGAGAAGGACAUUGAUGAUUGUCGAUCGACUUCUAAAAUAGAUGGCCGCAAUCCACCGCAGCUCCCUUGCAGCAACAGCAAUUGAGCUUCCUCUUUUAUUCCCAUGGAGAGUCUGCUUUGGUCACUAUUGGGUUGUGUAAAUGCUGGGUUUUAUCGUUUCUAUUUGAACAAUUUCAACCCGCUUGCUAUCGAUCUCUCAGACGAAGAGAGCAAGAGGUGCCUAUUCAUCAUACUACUAUACAAGAGCAGACAACGUGGGUUUCUGGAAUUGGAUUUGGUUAUAAGAAAAUGGGUGGAGGAGCAUAUCCAUUCUAUGGAUGAAAAUGGAAUCAAAGCUCUUUGCCAUGUCCUUGACCUGAAACUAGUCGAGCUCCUUUUUGAUUUUCCAGAAGCGGAAGCUGAAUCAACUGCAGGCUAUAAUGUGAAUGCAAUUUUUCCUAUGUCUUUCUUAUGCUUACAAGAGGAGAGGUAAGAUAUGCGUUUUCAUAGAGGAAAGGAAAGCAGGGAUUUUUUUUUUUUUUUUUUUUCAAUGGAAUUGUAGGAAUGUAAUUAGUAGCGCAAUUGUUGGAUGUGUGAUUUGGUAAAAAAGUCAAUAGUAUUAUGGUAUUAUUUUGUUAAAAAAGUCAUUUGUGGUAUUAUUUUGGUAAAAUAGUAUUGUGUGUUAAGUAUUUUAUAUGUUAUUUACAGUUAUAGAGUGGUAUUCGAUAAUCAUGAUAAUACGAUAUUAAUGUAUUUAUGGAAUUAUGGUGGAAAA